AUGGGCUUUUUCUCGAGAAAGUUGAAGAAGACAGCGCAGUGCAAUGCCGUGAAUACAGCAUCAGAAAGUGGUAUAAGCAUACGCUCAACACCUGGCACGAAGGAUGUGCCGACUACACCAGAAACCGCCGACGGGGCAGAAUCACCUGGCACUGCUGCACCAACAAAUCCUGCUUCUAUUUCAGCAGGGAGCGAAACAAUGGCAGUGGAUAUCCAAGAGCCAAAGGUGGAAGACGACAAGAAAUCCCGGGCAAAAAAAAAACACCGAACAAGAAUCAGUGUCACAACUCCUGACAAGAGUGACAAAGAUACCAAUGUUUCGGGGGCUGCACGUCAAAAUCAAGACGACAAUACCCCUCCAUCAACCCAGCAUUUCGAUGAGCCGGAAAUGUAUGAAGAUAACAACACUAAAAAUGACGCCCAUAGGUCAGGUGAUACUGAAGGAGAUGAAACUGGGCUAGAUAACACAUUGUUUCUGGAUGACGAUGAAGAGAAUUUGGAAGACGAUGAAAACAUUCAAAGUGAGGAUACUACGGUAAACAGAAACCUGCUUGGUAGCUUUGAAGGAUGUGAUAUUUUCCCAGAUGCGCUGAAGGCGAUGUUACCCGAGUCAUGGCAACAAAGAGGCAACGGAACAGCCGAACAAGGUGUAAUUUUGGUUGAGAAGCCGCCGAAAAAGAUGUCCUACUAUAGUGAGGAAUUUGCAACAAAGUUUCUUCAGGAACUGCUCAAGAGCGGAUUUGCACUUGUCUACCAUCAGCCAUCUUUGACCAUCGAAGAAGAGAAAGCUGAUUGGCAAGGUCGUUCAGUCACAAUGAAUUUCAAAACUGGCGUAUGCAAUGCAUUGGAAGUUUUCCAACCAGAGAUCGAGUGGUCUACGAUGGGUGGUGGAAAAGAAACGAAGAUCUUGACUCGCUCUGUCUCGUUGCUCGAUAUUCAUUCUGUUAGUGUGUCCAGCGCCGAUGACAUGCGCGACAACCUAGAAGCUGGGGAAAUCGAGGAAAUUCAAUGCUUUUUUACUUUGACAACCAAAACAGGCGAUAUCCACGUCUUUGAAGCGAUGCACAUAAACGAAAGCAAGCGACUCGUCUUGGGAAUUAAAAAUAUAUCUGGCCGCUAUUCCAACCUCGUCGUGGCUGGUGAUCCGCGAGUGGUGGUCGAAUAUUUUGACAAUUCGUCCGAUCCUCAAGAAAUCCGAUUGCCAUUUGAACGGGCCAUCGUGCAAGUAUCACAUGCAUUCUUGGACUAA
This is a messenger RNA of Cylindrotheca closterium, 1248 nucleotides long. The record is from the annotation of a GenBank genome assembly. Lineage: Eukaryota; Bacillariophyta; Bacillariophyceae; Bacillariales; Bacillariaceae.